Molecule: messenger RNA, 1425 nt
Organism: Polyodon spathula (Mississippi paddlefish)
Lineage: Eukaryota; Metazoa; Chordata; Actinopteri; Acipenseriformes; Polyodontidae
Product: T-box-containing protein TBX6L-like
Exons: 9
Coding region: 1-1425 (474 amino acids)
Biological process (GO): cell fate specification; regulation of transcription by RNA polymerase II; heart morphogenesis
Cellular component (GO): nucleus
Molecular function (GO): DNA-binding transcription factor activity, RNA polymerase II-specific; RNA polymerase II cis-regulatory region sequence-specific DNA binding
Source: RefSeq, a predicted model, not a curated record
AUGCAGCCUUCACGUGAUAUAAAAGCAAACUUCGGCAUCCCUCCCCCUUCCACAGCAGCCCCUGGCUCAGACUCGUUCCCCCAGAGCAGUGUCAGGAUGACCCUGGAAGACUCCGACCUCUGGAAAUCCUUCCAUGAAAUCGGAACCGAGAUGAUCAUCACCAAACCUGGCAGACGGAUGUUUCCUCAUUGUAAAAUAAACCUCUCUGGGCUGCUGCCUUAUGCCAAGUACAUCAUGCUAGUGGACCUGGUUCCUGUAGAUGGAUUCAGAUACAAGUGGAACAAGCAUAAGUGGGAGGUGGCCGGUAAAGCAGAGCCUCAGCCCCCCUGCAGGACGUACCUCCACCCAGACUCCCCGGCCCCCGGCAGCCACUGGAUGAAGCAGCCCGUGUCCUUCCUGAAACUCAAACUGACCAACAACACCCUCGACCAGCACGGACACAUUAUUCUGCACUCCAUGCAUUGCUACCAGCCCCGGUUUCACAUUGUGCAAGCCGAUGAUCUUUUCAGUGUCCGCUGGAGCGUCUUCCAGACCUUCAGUUUCUCUGAGACGGCUUUCACUGCCGUCACAGCCUACCAGAAUGGAAAGAUAACCAAACUCAAGAUUGACAAUAACCCUUUCGCUAAAGGAUUCAGGGAGCAAGGAACCAAUACGAAGAGACAGCGUACACUUAGAACUCAGAUGUGCCCUGAAAAGGUGCAGAAGAAACUAAACAAAGACGAUGAAGAGGCAGAACAGCUCCACCCAGAGUUCAGGAGGCCUUACUAUGAGGGCUAUGAGGAUGAUGAAGUAGGAGUGCCCAAACCCAAGGAGGGCUGCCCAGUGAAAGAUGAGAGCUAUUCCCCAUGGGGGGCUGGGCAGGACCCCUCUCACAACAUCCGCACAGAGUCCCCUCUCGGCACAGAGACAAGGGAGAUCUACAACGCAGAGCAGCUAGUCCCAGGCCCUGCCUCCUACCAGCCUUACAGAUUCCACAAUUUCAGUAAGUCUCCCUCCCCUCCCUCCCCUCCUUCCAGCAGCUCUCAAAGUAGUGGCCAGCCCAGCUUCGAAUCCCAGCUCUUGGAUGUGGCUACAGUGCCAGACCAAGAUGUCAAGCCUGCUCCCCUAGAACCUACGUCAUCCUCCUGCCCUCCCUCGCUGCCUUCGGCGCACCACGCCCCCCAGGACUACGCAGGAGUGCUUAACGUGGCAAUAGCGCCACCAGCCACCAAACCUGGAGUCAUCAGCCACCUCUACAAUCCCUACACCGCCGAGCAGGGGCUCGGGCAGUGGAAUGGACCACCCCACAGCCAGUACGGGUCUUCGGGUUACCCCGCCCACCACCUCCCCUCAGAGUACAGCACACAGAGCAUGCCCCACGGGUAUCACCAUGGCAACGUGGCUGACUGGAGCCAGUACCCCCUCUUCUCUUACUCCUGCUGGUAA